UCGGGUUUCCCGCCCCGUUAGCUUGGAUCCUUACCAAGUUUAAUAUAUCCACCCUCUCAGGAUACGUGGCAGACCCCAUGAAGUCUUUAUAAGCCAUGCCAGAGGAAACUAACCAAGAAGACUACGAGCUUUUGCUUCCGCCGGGACAGGAAGACGACCACACGAUGGGUCAGGAAGAGCAACUUGUCAAGCCAGAGGUCCGGAAUGGCGAUGUUGUAGCUUUGUAUACUGCUUUGGGCGCGACGGCGUUCUUCCUAGUUGUCUCUUGGAUCACUGUCCUCAUCAACGACCCCACAAGCGUCGCAUGGUUCUCUUUACACCCCACCCUCCAGUCCCUGGCUUUAAGUUUCAUCAUCUACGGUAUCCUAACCCUCCAACCCACCUCUCAUCCCAAAACCAAAGCCGCAGGGUUGAACCGCCAUCAACUCGCCAUCUUUGUCUGCGCGUUCCCCAUAAUCACCCUCGGGACGUUUGCCGUGUGGUGGAACAAACAUAUUCGCGAUCACAGUCACUUUACUACUUGGCAUGGCAAGUUGGGAUUGAUGUGUAUGUGUUGGAUACUCGUGCAGAUUGGUGUUGGGGGAGGUAGUGUGUGGUUUGGUGGGGCGGCGUUUGGGGGAGGGAUGAAGGCGAAGCUUGUUUGGCGGUAUCAUAGGAUAUCUGGGUACAUUUUGUUCCCUCUGUUGUUAUUGACGGCGAAUUUUGGGGGAUUGUAUUCGCACUGGGGAACAAAGUAUUUAUCGUUGCCCAUGCGCGUACUUGCCUAUGCUAUUGCGCCGCUUGUAAUCCUUGUUGCUGUAUACAUUCGAGUCAGGCCAUCCAAGAUGAAUAUCUUCUAGAGGUUUACUCCGCUCAUCGCGCGCCUUACCAACUAAAGCUAGGCCAAGCACGACAGAAUUGCUAUAGUGUAGGACGGGCCGCUCAUUAUCCUCAGUACAAUUUAUACAACGUUAGAUAUCCCUGCACCGUUGAUAGUCAAUUCGUUGGUGGAUGGUAAUUACACCUACAUCACUUGUAUCCCUGGAAUUGUAGAAAUGUUAUUUCAACGCAGUCACAUAUAAAUUUUGAGAUUUGAG
Molecule: messenger RNA, 1076 nt
Organism: Desarmillaria tabescens
Lineage: Eukaryota; Fungi; Basidiomycota; Agaricomycetes; Agaricales; Physalacriaceae
Exons: 6
Coding region: 96-839 (247 amino acids)
Molecular function (GO): transmembrane monodehydroascorbate reductase activity; heme binding
Source: RefSeq, a predicted model, not a curated record